UGGGCGCGUGGAGGGAAGGGCGGCUGCCCACGGAGCCAGGCUCUCGGCGUCGGCCUGGCUACUUCUGAAAGCGGGGGGCCAGAGAGGGAAGUGGAGAGAGGCUCUUCUUUCUCAUCGAUGUGCUUUUCUUGGAGGUUGAGACACCCUUUGGAAAGUGAAACGUAGAUGGCCCGAGCAAGGGCACGGAGGUGGGAAGGGGAAGGAAAUAACCAAGGAAAACUCCGCAGUGCCCACAAAAAUAGCGUGCGCUCUGCUCUGGCGUCCCCGCGCCGGUGCGAGCAGCGAGGCCAAGGGAAGGCGGCCCGACGCAAUUGUGAGUGUGGGUUUUCCCGGGAACACUAGUGAGCUCUGGAGGGUGUGUAGCCCAAGUGGCUCGUAAAGGUUGAGACCCCAGGGACCUUAAACGCCUUCCACUUCGCUCAUUUUACAGGUCUCUUUCUGAUGCCUGCCAUGUCCAGCUUUGAAGAUGCCGACACUGAGGAGACACUCACUUGCUUCCAAGUUACAGUCUAUCACCCCAGCCAAGAUAAUAAUAAGGUGUUUCAGGGGCUGAGGUUUUUCAGUCGAGAAAGACUGUCAUCCAUGGAAGUGGUAAAGUUUGGCCGCAGUCCCAACCUGUGUCAUUAUACCUUUCAAGACAAACAAGUCUCUAGAGUACAGUUCUCUCUGCAGGCAUUUAAACAAUUCAACAGUACAGUACUGUCAUUUGAAAUUAAAAACCUGAGCAAGAAAACGAACCUGCUUGUGGGCAAUGUAGAACUUGGCUAUCUCAAUAAAGUGGACCUUCCGGGCAGGUGCAUUGUGCGGUUUGGAGAAUACCAGUUCCUUAUGGAGAAAGAAGAUGGGGAAUCUUUGGAGUAUUUUGAGACACGUUUUAUCCUGGCCCCACAGUCACUCCUAGAAGAAAGACACUAUAGAACGCCUGUACCUGAAAAUGGCUUUUCUUCAUCCACAUUGCCUAUGGAAAUGGAUGAAAAUGAAUAUUGAACAAACAGAGAGGAUAACAGGACAAUCAUAAAGGAGAGAGGAAGGCGGGCAAUUUGAUGGAGAUUAUUUGGGCAGAAUGAGUUGAACAACAACAUUUCUAUCUUCCUUGCCAUCAAAUAGGGUUUUAAAAAUUCCGUGCUUUGUUGUUUUUUAAAUUCUGUGGCUUUCUUGGGCAUUGAAGAUCACCAGAGGAAGAGGUUCAGUGCUUUGGGUGGAUCCUCUCUAAAGGAUUUACAGAAAAGCAUGGAUGUGAAUUGUGCAGGAUAUAAGGGUGUGUGUGUGUGUGUGUGUGUGUG
Dromiciops gliroides (monito del monte) is the source of this 1283-nucleotide messenger RNA. RefSeq names its product TRAF interacting protein with forkhead associated domain (gene TIFA). The coding region runs from base 442 to 987 and encodes 181 amino acids. Gene Ontology annotation, biological process: canonical NF-kappaB signal transduction. The transcript is spliced from 2 exons. The record is from RefSeq and is a predicted model, not a curated record. NCBI's taxonomy places the organism in Eukaryota, Metazoa, Chordata, Mammalia, Microbiotheria, Microbiotheriidae. Gene Ontology annotation, molecular function: protein binding.